AAUGGGCGAGCGGGUGUCCCUGCACGGGCGGUGCCUCGCGCUGCAGCUCCUUCGCUCGCGCCCUCCACCCUCGCGGCCGCCGCCCCGCCCGCCCGCCUCCUGCACGGGCGGCUGGUGCAGCUCCUUCAUCACGCCCACGUCGCCCUUGUCUUCGCCCACGACCUCGGGCAGCGAGACGCCCACCAACCCCACUGGAGCUGCCGGAGGCCCCGACGAAGCAGCCAAGGGCGCCGCGCAUGCGCAGGGCGCCCGCGAACUCGCCAGCUCUCAGGACGGCUUCCUGCUCUUCCAGGCGUGGCAGGCGGCCAACAGCGUAUGCGUGUGGGAUGGGCGUUUGGUGCAGGCUGUGGGCGCCGUCGUGUACGUGGGCGCGCUCGUGGGCGGAGUUCUGCUCGUGGGCGGCCAAGGCGAGGACCUGGACGUCAUCAGCCACGCGUGGGCACGCUCGCUCCUCGUCCCGCCCGGAUUCACUCUCGCGCAGCUGGGUGAAGUCUCCGGGUGCCACAUGACGACGGUGCCCCAGAGCCAGUUCACGCCCCUGGGCGACGCCCUCUGCUGGGUGAUCCACCGGCUGCGGGAGACUGCGGGCGUGGCGGAGGCGGAGGCGGUGCGGGCGAGCCUCAGCGCCCACUUCCCGAGCCUGGUGCUGCCCGACGCCGAGCUGGUGCACGCCGCCCUCUCCACGCUCAUCCGCCAGCGGAAGGUCUACCACAACGGCGCCACCUACGGCAUCGUGCAGCCGCUCGACGCCUUCUACCAGCCGCUCGUGCACGCUCCCGCCGACCGCCUGCUGCCCCGGGACGCGCCCGCCGCGCCCGCUGCCGACGAGGCCCCCCGCGACGGCCUCUGCCACGCCGCCGUGCAGACGGACCUCGCCGAGCUCAUCACGGGCUCGGCCGGGCCGCGCGACGCCGUCCUGCGCCCGUCCAAGGGCGUGUCUGGCUCCGGCACCGGAAAGCCGCCCCUGGAGUGCCAGGUGUCCCUUCGGGGUCUGAGCGGGCGUCGAGGCCACCCGCGCACGGCGUCCCUCAGACUCUCUCCCACCCGAGCCGCCCACCUUGCCUCCGCCCUGGCCGCCCACAGUGACUGCCGGGAGCAGCCCUCCGCCCGCAUCCCUGUCUACGCCGCGGACGACCUCUCCGAUGUCACCGUCAGAGGAGAACGUGGGUCUAUGCUGAGUAAGCUGCUGAGGGUGUCUCCCCGCAACCGCCUGGCCUCCUUCUCUGCUCAGUUCCCUCCCCCUGCCUGGUCUGACCCUGCCCCCCCUGCCACCACCACGCACCUGCACUGUGUAGCCACCCAGACCACAUCUCAAAAGCCCCAGGUUGAGCAGUGGUGGAUGGCGACCCCGAGCUGGUCGCCGAGGUCGUCCACCCUUCCACGCAGACUCCAGCGGCCGCGGUCCUCCACUCCGCCCACCUCGAGGAACUCCUCGACGCCUCCGCUCCUCCCCAAUAACUUCCAGUACAUGAGGGAGUCCUCCAACCCCAUGGCGUCCUCGCUUCCCCUCUCCUUGGUCAGCACAACGCCCGCCCUUCUCUCCGAGGAGGAGCUGGUCCUGCACGCCUCGCCUGGCCACCGUCCGGCCCCGCACAGGUCCCCCAUCCACCAUCCCUCACCGCACUCCUCGCCAGGCCACCGCUCCUCGCACGGGUCCCCAGCCCACCGCUCCUCACACCAUUCGUCCCACAGCUCGCCCAGCCACCGCCCGCAGCCCCAGGGCACUCCUGCUCAUCACCAGCAUAUCCUAAAGGAGUUCGUGGAGGACCAUCCACCUGGAUUGUCGCCCUCAAGCAGGAAUCCAGAGAGCAGGGCCAACCUGAAAAAUCACAAGCACAGAUCUCCCGCGCGUGCCGUCGGCGAGUGCAAGACGCCUCCAAUCCCUGUGACGGACAAUCGGCUGAGCUACAGGGACCUCGAGUCGUCACCGGGCAGAUCGAGGAAGGACCAAGGCGCGAGGAAGGCUGCGCAGGACGGCGAAUGGGCGAGGAAAGAGGCAAAGGAAUCGGCAAUCAAACAGUGCAAGGAAGGCCAUAACAAGAAGUCUGGGGAAACGAAGGCAAGAAAGAGCGGGAAGGAACAGCAAGACCGCGCGGCCGACGGUGAGAGUAGUCACCAGGAGAAGAGGAGGCACCAGCAUGGAAACAAGGGGAGGCACCAGAAGGAGUGCUUUCACUCGCAGGAGAUGCAGCGCAAGAGACAGGAGAACAUCCAGAAUGAGGAAAACCAAGUGAGGCAAGUGGCAGCGGCGCUCAGAAAAGAGAACAGUGCCAAUAGUAUACGAGGGGAGGCCGAGGGGGAGGAGCCACAGCCUUCCACAUCGCCGAAUCAGAGAGAAAGCAAGUUCAAUGCAUCAGCCAGAGAUGCUGAUCUCAGCACUCCGAAACCAGAUAAGAAGCCGGAGGCGGAUGCGGAACGGGAGGGGGAGAAAAAGGACUGUGGGAGAUACGACCGAUCUGCACUGCAGCUGGACUUGCCUCACUCCCAUAUGAAUAAUUCGCGCAAGGUGAACGCAUCGCCGCAGCGGCCAGAGGGACUGAAGAAUAAUGUUCUCCACCACAACAACAGCCUGGCCAACAUCAGCAAAGGCUCGUGCAGUGAUCUGACAGCGCGGAACUUGGGCUACACCGAAGUGGACAAGUGCCACAAAAAGCUAUGCUCACAAACCCUCGACCAGCUCAGCCAGCACGCGCCGGCAGACAAGACGCCGGCCUCUUCGCCCGGCGAGACGCGUCCAGGGAAGCUCGACAACAUCAUCUCCACCGAAGGCAAGGAACCGGACCCGAAGGCGCGCGAGGACGACACCAACAAGACCAACAGCAGCAGCAGCCCCGACGCAGAGAACGUGUCGGUGAAGACGUACCCAAGUCUGUCUGAACUCAACUUCAACUUCGGUUCCCUGGCGGCGCAGAGGAUCCUGUGCGGCGCGAGCGUGAACAGCCUGGACACCCUGGUGGAGGUGAACCUAGCGGCCGAGAAGCGCAAAUUGCAGCGGAAACACAGCUCCCCCGCGACGCCCGUCACCAACACUGACCUAGGAUUCGUCUAAGCAAAUGCUCACUCGCUCUCUUUGUUUGUAAAUAAAUAUAUAUAUACAAGUGUAAGUUAAGAUAUGUAAAGUUUAUGACUGACUGUUGUGAAUAUCUAUGCUUGCUAUUUAGGCACUAAUUAUUUUUUAUCCAGUAACAGUACAAGCUAGACUAGUCGUGUAAAUAACAGGUGCUCUUACUGGGAGCCACAGAGAUACAAGAUUGUUGCUCUCUAGCAUGUGAUCUCGUCAGGCAGAAACAGAUUAAUACAUUUCCAUCAACUAAUGA
Penaeus vannamei (Pacific white shrimp) is the source of this 3317-nucleotide messenger RNA. The record is from RefSeq and is a predicted model, not a curated record. Lineage: Eukaryota; Metazoa; Arthropoda; Malacostraca; Decapoda; Penaeidae.